Cucurbitaria berberidis CBS 394.84 is the source of this 3309-nucleotide messenger RNA. RefSeq lists its product as uncharacterized. Bases 1 to 3309 code for a protein of 1102 amino acids. Gene Ontology annotation, cellular component: eukaryotic translation initiation factor 3 complex, eIF3e; eukaryotic translation initiation factor 3 complex, eIF3m; multi-eIF complex. NCBI's taxonomy places the organism in Eukaryota, Fungi, Ascomycota, Dothideomycetes, Pleosporales, Cucurbitariaceae. Gene Ontology annotation, biological process: formation of cytoplasmic translation initiation complex; translation reinitiation. The transcript is spliced from 4 exons. The record is from RefSeq and is a predicted model, not a curated record. Gene Ontology annotation, molecular function: mRNA binding; translation initiation factor activity.
AUGGCGCCUCCACCGCACUCCAAGCCGGAGAAUACUCUCAAACGCGCCCAAGAACUCAUCGGAGUCCAGCAGCAACAGGCUGCCCUCCAACUCCUCCACGAACAUGUCACCUCGAAGCGCACCCGCAACAGCCCCAUCGCCUCGCUCGAGCCCGUCAUGGUCCUCUUUGUCGAGCUCUGCGUCGAUCUUCGAAAAGGCAAACUCGCAAAGGAUGGACUCUACCAGUACAAGAACACCGCCCAAAACACAAACGUCGGCACCAUUGAGCUCGUCUUCAAGCGCUUCAUCGAACUGGCUGAGCAAAAGGUCACCGAAGCCCAGGCCAAGGCCGACGAAGUGCAGUCCACACUCGAGACCAGCAGCGAGACCCAGAAGAUCGAUGAUCUCGAGGCCUCGGAGACGCCAGAGUCGAUUCUUCUGUCCACCGUCUCCGGCGAGCAGUCCCGCGACCGCACCGACCGCGCCAUCGUUACCCCAUGGCUAAAGUUCCUCUGGGAGACGUACCGAACCGUCCUGGACAUCUUCAAGAACAACGCUCGUCUGGAGCUCAUGUACCAGUCGACUGCCCACCAGGCCUUCCAGUUCUGCUCCAAGUACGCCCGCAAGACCGAGUUCCGCCGUCUCUGCGAGCUUCUACGAAACCAUCUCCAGAAUGCUGCCAAAUUCUCCUCGCAGAUGCAUGCCAUCAACCUGUCUGACCCCGACACCCUGCAACGCCAUCUCGAUACCCGCUUCCAGCAGUUGAACGUCGCUGUCGAACUGGAGCUCUGGCAGGAGGCCUUCAGGAGCGUCGAGGAUAUCCACACACUCCUCAGCUUGAGCAAGCGCCCGGCCAAGAACAUCAUGAUGGCCAACUACUUUGAGAAGCUCACGCGCAUCUUCUUGGUCAGCGAGAACUACCUCUUCCACGCCGCGGCAUGGAGCCGAUACUACAACCUCCUCCGCCAGUCCGCAGCGGCCGUUGCAUCUGGACACAGCUCCAAGAAGGACAACCCGGCCGUCACCGAGGCUGACAUGACCAAGGCUGCCUCCUUCGUCCUCCUUUCAGCACUCUCUAUCCCCGUCAUUAGCACGUCCCGUUCCCGAGGUGCUCUUGUCGACGUUGAUGAGGCGAGGAAGAACAAGAACUCUCGCCUAACUAACCUGCUCGGCAUGUCACAGGCUCCCACCCGUGCCAUAUUGUUCAAGGACGCCCUCAGCAAGGGCCUGCUCAAGCGUGCUCGCCCAGAGAUUCGUGACUUGUACAACAUCCUCGAGGUCGAUUUCCACCCGCUUUCCAUCUGCAAAAAGAUCUCCCCCAUCCUAGCCCAGAUUGGUGCCGACGAAGGAAUGCAAAAGUAUGUUGGCCCACUACAACAGGUCAUCCUCACGCGCCUCUUCCAGCAAUUGUCUCAGGUCUACGAUUCCGUGGAGAUCAAGUUUGUGCUUGGUCUAGCACAGUUCCCUGAGCCCUUCCACGUCAGCGCCGGUACCAUCGAGAAGUUCAUCAUGAACGGCUGCAAGAAAGGAGACCUGGCUAUCCGAACUGAUCACGCCACCGGCGUCCUCACUUUUGAUUCCGACGUAUUCUCAUCGGCCAAAGCCAUGCACCCAGGUUCCGGUGCGGGCUCAGCGGAGACCGAAUCCCGCUCCGUGCAGCGUCUGCAGAGCACACCAGCAGAGAUUGUCCGAUCUCAGCUUACUCGCCUGGCGAAAUCACUCUUCGUGACUUGCCAAUACGUAGACCCCGCUUUCAAUGCCGAGCGGAUAAGGGCCAAGGAAGCUGCUCUCGCUCGAGCCAAGGAGGGCUCUGAGAAGGAGCACCAGGAGAUCCUCGCUCGUCGCGACAUCAUCUCGCAGAAGAAGGAGGCCGCACAGAAGGCCCUCCAGGCCAAGGAAAAUGAAGAGCAAACCAAGAGACUCGUUCGUCAACAGCAAUUGAAGGAGGAGGAAACUAAGCGUUUGGCGGAAGAUAUACGUCAACGCGCAGAACAGCGCAUCAAGCAGGAGCAACAGCGAAUUCAACGCGAGGAAAUUGAGAAGCAAAUCAAGGAGCUCAAGCUGACCACCAAGGUGGAUAUCGAGAUUCCGGAUGAUAUCACCGAUCUGGACUCCCAGAGGAUUCGCAUUCUGAAGCUCCAGGCUCUCGAGAAGGAAAAGAGUCUCCUCGGUGAACAGCUUCGCAUUGCCGGCAAGAGGAUCGACCAUUUGGAGCGAGCCUAUCGCAAGGAGGAGAUCAAGCACCUCAAGACCGAUUACGAGAAGCAGAUGGAGGCCGACAAAGCCGCGUACGAGAAGGCCAGGACCGAGGAGCUAAAGGAGUCGGAAGAAAAACACAAGGAGGAUGUUUCGCUGAAGCAUCGUCUGUCAAGACUUGUAUCACCCUACCAGCAAUUCGUCGCUGACGUCAAGCAAGCGCGUAAGACUGAGUUCGAGAAGCGCCAAAAGAUCGCACAGAAGGAACUUGAGAGCAAGAAGGCUGCACGCGUCAAGGAAGUCAAGGAGCGUGUGGCUAGGGAGAAGAGAGAACGGGAGGAGGCCGAGCGACGAGAGCGAGAGGAGGAGGAGCGCGAGAGGGAGGAAGCCGAGGCCAAAGCCAAGGCGGAUGAAGAGAAGCGAGCAAGGUUGCUCGAGGAGAAGGCGAAGAGGGACGAAGAGCGAAAGGCUCUUGAAGAAAAGUCACGCCUCCAACGCCAGCGAGAGGAGGAGGCUGAAGCCAAGAUUGCAGCCAGGAAGGCAGGACUGGGCGGUAGCCGUGCUGUUCCAGACCGAACUAUCUCGCGCGAGCCAGUUGCAGAGUCAGCCUCUGCUGGUGGCCCACCACGUCUUGCGCUCGCUGGCAGCAAGCCUACCUGGCGUGAGCGUGAGGCCAUGAAGGCCGCUGGCCAGGCACCUCCUGCCGAGUCCACAUCUCCUGCUCCCGCUGCUGCCGACGCUCCCGCUGCGCCGGCUGCUUCCGACGCGGAGCCCCCUAGGAGGUCUGGCUAUGUCCCGCCCGCGAUGCGCCAGGGUGGUGCUCCCGGAGGAUGGCGCGAGCGUGAGGGGAGCGGCAGUGGCCGUGGACCUCCUGCUCGUCCCGAACGUACCGAAUCUCCCGCUACUGGCGGCCGCUAUGAGCCCCCUGCGCGUGGUGGACGAUUCGCUGAUCUGGGCGAAAGGAAGGCAUCGCCUGCCAGCGGUGGCGGCUACGUUGCUCCAGGCCGUCGUGGUGACCGAGACGGUGCCCCGCCCCGUGAGCGUGAGGGUGACAGUGAGCGAGAGUCGAGGCCUACGACACAGGCGCCCACUGAUGGAAAGUACAGGCCUGGUGCCUUCAAGCGUGGUCCCUAG